Messenger RNA from Bombyx mori (domestic silkworm), 4148 nucleotides. RefSeq names its product proteoglycan Cow (gene Cow). Bases 118 to 1455 code for a protein of 445 amino acids. Lineage: Eukaryota; Metazoa; Arthropoda; Insecta; Lepidoptera; Bombycidae. Gene Ontology annotation, molecular function: protein binding; extracellular matrix binding; collagen binding. Gene Ontology annotation, biological process: anatomical structure development. The record is from RefSeq and is a predicted model, not a curated record. The transcript has 11 exons.
CGGCAGUGCGCGCCGUGCUGAGCUUAGCGCCGGGCGUUCCUCUUGCCUCAAGCCUGCAGUUUCGCUUGUGUGCGUCAGACCUGAGUCUCUAUCACGGGUCAGGGUGGUGACGGCGAGAUGCGCUUGUACGAGUGGCUGUUGGCAGCCGCGGUGCUGUUGGCGUUUUCGAUAGCUUCAGCUCGACGCGCAGACCAGGACUUCGAGUUCGACGACGACUCGGAUCCUGCUUCUUCUUCUACGAGUCGCGACUCUAAUGUCGCUCACUCUCGCAGACCCAGAAGAUAUAUUUACGACCCGCACAAUUCCCUGUGCCAUUCGCUGGUGUGUAAGAAGCGUGAGGUGUGUCUUCUCCGUGACGCUUUCACAGCUCUGUGCGCCACGAAGAAGGAUAUUAUACGAAAAGGCGACGUAAUAGUAACAGCAACUGCCAAUAGCUGGGAAGCGCCGGCUAGAGAUCGCGAAGAUGACGAGGAAGAUGUAUUUUACGACAGUGCCGCCAGAGAUACUGAUGCAGAUCUCGACAAUGAUGAGAAUAAACCUGACCGCUGUGUGGGUUGUCCGGUGCGCGGUCGCGGCGAAUUCCUCUGCGGUUCGGAUAAUCGCACGUAUUCGUCGUUGUGCCGUCUGGAUCUUCACAACUGCGUUCACCGUAACAAGAAACCGGUGACGUUGGCUUGCCGAGGCUUCUGUCCGUGUCCUUCGACGCCGCGCAGAAAUCGUCGUCCACACCAACGACAGAGACCUACCAGACGAAACUUCAACGAAUACGAUGAUGAUUGGCGACGUAGGAAAAUGGAAUCUUCGCACAACGAAGUCCUUCCCGAGCGAACUUCCCGAAGACGUCAAUCACAAGCCACUGAAGGCUGCGCUUUGGAUAAAAUGGCGAAUCGUUUGCUCGACUGGUUCUCCGUUCUGAUGGACGAGGCUGCUGAAAAAGCACCAUCUGAAGAAGGCUUCCCGAAUGAUUGCAAACCAGAAGUACGCUGGAUGUUUGCUCAUCUGGAUACGGAUGGUGAUGGAAUACUGUCCGCUGACAACCUUUAUUCCCUACGUCACGACGAACGCGAACGCUGUCUGCGACCGUUCCUAUCGUCAUGCGGAGGAGCUGGUGGUGACGUCACGCGUGCUGCAUGGUGCGCGUGCCUCCGCCGCGCCGCCCGUCCCUGCACCGCGCUAGCACGUGCGCAUCCUCAACCUCACGCUGGAGCCUACGUUCCGUCGUGCGACGCGCGCGGCUUCUACAGACCGCGGCAAUGUCACGCGGCUCUGGGCGUGUGCUGGUGUGUGGACGCGCAUGGCGUCGAGCUGCCGGGCUCGCGGACCAAGGGAGCACCUGCUUGUCCCGGCGAGAAACCCUCAGAGAACGACAGCAACAAUAGUUCUGAAGAUGCGGACGGAGCACCGGCUGAUGAUGAAGACGCCGACGGUAGCGGUGAUCAGGAGAUGCGCUUCUAAAUGUCGUCAAAUUAAAGUUCAACUUCGUCCUUUUUACUAGCAAUUAUACCCAUAUAAAUAAUUAAAUCCCAAAAUAAUGAAAUAUUGUUUCUGAAGUCAUCUGUAAUAUAAGCCUAAUAGGAGAUAAAAAAAGGAGUUUGAUUCCUGUUGGAAAUUAAAUACCGCCUCAAUGUGCUGUUAUAUUACAACAUGGAAUGAAUAAUGUCGAAUGAAUUACCACACUUACAACUUUACUUAUAUGUUGACCGAUAUCAUCACUUGAGUCAAUCAAAUAUCUCAGGAAUGUUAGGUUCCAUAAAUAAAGUAUGUAGUUAGCUCUACUUAGUGAUUAGCAUAGAUUCUUACUAUUGCUGGUUCGCGGAAUCCUCAGCUGUAGUAUAUGAUUGUUUAAACUUAGUUACUCUUGACAGUGUCAAGCCUAUGAUUAUUAAAAGCCCCGUUGCCUAAAGAGCAAUUGACGUAAAAAAGUUUUUUUUUAACGCGUUCCUUUGGCAAUGACUUUAACCGCGUAACUUAUGUCAUUAAUAUUUAAUCAACGUUGACUUCAAAAUCUCGCAUGGCCUUAUAACCUUUGUAACGAACUUUUUAAAUUGCAAUAAAAAUUAGUUUUAGUUAUGUGGGUACUUUCGCAUUAGAUUGGUUGGUACCUACUGAAUAAUGUUUGUAUAAAUCUUUUAGAAAAAAUUACGUUUGAGUGCUAGUUUACUAUGUAUUUAGUAGAAGAAUUUAGCGCUACGUUAUGUAUUCUCAGGCAUAAGUACUUACAUUAGAAUUCUAAAACAUGUUUUUGAAUUAGAAUUAUAGUCGCUGAACUUCAAAUUCGGGGAGUAAAAUCUUAUAAAUGUUACAAAAAUGACUCCUAACCGUUAUUCUUUUUUUUAUUAAAUUGAUAAUAUAGUCGAAUAGUGUAUGUUUUAUGGAGAAUGGGUAGGUAGGUAAAUCUGAUUUCAAUUUACUUUAACCUAAAUUUUGUUGUUAUACCACUUCAGAUUUACCUUCCUGGUUUGGUUCCAAAUGGUUGAAUUUGUGAGUCAAUUUCAUUUCACUGACCGUCCAUUGAUUUGAACGUAAUUUAUAGAAUGAACAGUCAACAUCAAGAACUGGAUGAUUUUUAGACAAGUCAGCCAACUGUAAACAACUACUGCUCUACAGUUUUUUUCAUUGUUCUCAAGAAUAUCCAUAAUUGAUGUAUAGUCCGAUUUUCUAACAGGCUUGUUGUGCAUUAAAAUAUUUCAAACGAUUGAGUUACCUCGUUUAAAGUUCAGGGACUGGAUAAUUUAUCAGAUAAUACCUAAAGAGGUAUGUACUUAGUUUAGUAUCGUGAUCUAACAACAUUCGCAGCGGUACCUAAAUAAGAUAGCAAGAUAGAUAUAUGUAACCACGAGCAAUAUUUAUAAACCCCUCGUAUUUGAUUUAUAGUUGUUUGUACCUAGUAUCUAUAUCGCUAUAUUAUCUAUUUCUAUAAAAUAUUACGGCGUGGUAGAUUUUUAUAAGUAGUGAAAAGCUGUUUACGAUUUAUAAACUUUAUAUGGACAAAUUAUUGUUUUGGGAAGGCGAAGGCAUACCUACACAUAAGGCCUAAAGUCGUUGUAAAAUUGAAAUUAACCGUCCCAUAACAAAAAAAAAAAACAAAUAAAAUUAAGGUAAAUAAACAGUUUUUAAACAAUGCAAUAUAUUAGCCGCCCAGUUGCAUAUUUAGUUUAAGGUCUGUCAAAAGUAUAUCCCACAUUCCACCAUAUAUACUGUCUUAUGUUGAUGAUAAUACGUACAAAUUAUGUAAUUUUAAAUACCAGUGGAACUCAAUCCACAAGCACUAUUGAAAGAGAUAGAGCUGCCUUUGCACGGUGGAACCCAAUCCGGCAUCACCCUCUCAUACACACGUCACUCUGAUCUGACCCUUCGAGCCAAUAUAGUUCUUAUUAAUGGAGAAAUCCUAGUUUUUUUUUGUCUCAUACUAUACCCGCAGCAAUAUGCGAUAUUAGGCAUGUCUCAUUGAAUCUCAGUUCUGUAAUCAUCAGAAAGUAGGAAAGGAUGAUUUUAAUAUACCUAACCACUACGCUUUAAAAGACUAGAAAGUCCACUUAUAAGGACCCAAACGGCCGAAAUAUUCUACACCUUUCCGAUCCAGCUACAUUAUAGUUAAUACUGCCUACUUCACUAGCGUAUUUACCAAACGGUGCCGCGGUGUCCCAUUUACCCUGGCAGAAGAAUCUUAGCUGUUGUAGACCUAGCUUCGCUUGGGUUUUUAGGAUUACUCAUCACGGUCGAACAUCUCUUUAUUCAUACUUCAUAUACUAAUUACAAUGUAAUCGUCGAUAUAGAUCUUAAAAAACAAGCUUAUGAAUGUUUGAUAUUACUAGUUAAUUAGAAAAUAUAGUGUUGUAUUAUGGUAUAGGAACAUUUUUGUCUUAAAGCAGAUGAUGAUUUUCUUGAAAUUUUACCAAAAAAAUUUUUUUUUUGCUAUUAUAGUUUUUUUAUCAUUUACUAAAUUUUAUAGUUAAAUAAUUAUAUUUCUGAAUUGGAUUGUUCCUUCACCUCGUAUUCUUAAAAGUCAUUUGUUGAGAAAAUUUGUAUUAGUGUCUAAUACUCGUAUUAUGUACAUGUAGAGAAACCACAUAAUAGUAAGAGAAUUAUUUGCACUUUUUUAAAUCUCUCACAGUACUCUAAAUAAAUAAAAGCCUGUAUUAUUAAAA